AAACGAGAGUCAGCAUUUAAUGAUUGGUUAAUUUAUAUUUUUCAUACGAACGGGACGAAUAUAACCUCUAUUAUAAUAUGACGUUCGCUUGUAAAGUACGUGGUUGUUUAUCAGAUCAAAAUACGAAAAUCGACGGUCGAGAAAUAUCAUUAUUUGCUUUUCCAGAAGAUGACACGAGACGUCAGCAAUGGAUCAAAAACUGUAGAUUAGUUCUUAAUUCCUGCGAUGGAAAUGAUUCUUUAUAUGUUUGUGAAUUACAUUUUGAAAAAAAUUAUUUUACCGCAUCGAAUGAAUUGAAAACAAAUGCAAUACCAACUAUUUUUCGCAAUGGUGAAGAUCUGCAAAGAAAACGAAAAGCUGAAAAUAAUGAACAAGUGGAAUCUUCAAAGAUCUUACCAUCGAAGCAAAAAAAUUUAGAUGAUGAUUCUCAUAGCUUGGUAACACCCCCACAAAGCCCAUUUACACAAUUAGGAGAAAACAUUGAAGAAUCGAAUUUAGAAAAUAAAACUAAUGCAUUCAAGGAACCAGUAAAUGGUACUGAUCCAACUACAUCCACGCCAUAUAAAGAAAUGGAUAUUGGAAAAAAUAUAUAUCGUUUAACAAUACAGAUAGAAAAAAUACAAGCAGAGCCAGAAUCAGACACUAAGGAGCCAGUAAUAUUAUCUAAUCAGGAAGUAGAAGAUUUUGCUAUUUCGAAUAAUGAGAUGCUAAUAUUCAAGGAUGAACCAGAAAUGAACGAUGAACCUCCAGCCGAAAAAAUGGUAAAAAUUAGUAAAGUAAAAAAACCACCAUGUAUCAAAGGAGGAUGCAAAUUAAAAAAGGCCAUGUAUGGAACGAAACCGGCAUUCCAAUGCGAGGAAUGUAACAAAUAUUAUGUUAUGAAGAAAUGUAACGCGCAAAUAGAGAAAACCAAUGUUUGUUCCGUAUGUCAGAAGUCUUUUGCAUCGCCGCAAUCACUGUACCUUCAUGUUAAAAAACAUUUUGUUUGUGAUAUGUGCCUGACCGAAUGCAGUUCGCGAAUGUCAUUUGAUAAACAUGCUAAGUCACAUGUAAGCACUGAUCCUUUAUUUCCUUACAAAUGUCACAGAUGUUUUGAAAUAUUUGAUACCAAAGACGAAAUAAGGAAUCACUACGUUCUUAUGCAUCCUUCGAUAAAACUCGAAGGUAUUGGCAGAGCAAAAGUAUCGCCUGUAACGGUUCAAGUACCUCAGCAAGAAUAUUUAUGUCCAACAUGUAAUAUUACUUUUAGAAACGAGCAUGCAUAUAGAAAUCAUGUUAAUUGUCAUACACAGAAAGAAGGAAUACGUUGCAACAUAGCUGAGCCAAGUAAUAUAAUAUCUGUACCAACACCAUUAACUGGCGGUCAAAUAGGUAUUUUGCGAGCUGUGACGUUCAGUUGUAGAGUAUGUUCGAAAGAAUUUGAUAACGUUGCUGAAGUCGAUCAACACACGAGAACUCAUUUGGAGAAUGCGGAAGAACAUAAGUGUAAUAUUUGCAAGAAAAUGUUUAAGACUAGUGCGCAACUAAAUGAACACUUGAAGCACCAUCUAUCGCGUGCACAUCCAUGUCCCAUAUGCCCUAAAGCAUUUAUCAAUAGAACUACUUUGAAAAUACAUUUGAAAACGCAUGGUGAUUCAUAAUUUAUAUCGACUAUUUGUGUUUUUUUUUUCUCCCUGAAAUACUAAAGCUAAAGGAACUCUAAUUCAAAUAAAUCUACCGUAAACUGGUGCGAUAGAAUUUAUCAAUUUUAAAGGUGUCUGUACAGUAAUAUCACAAUUGUAGGUAUAUUUUAAUCAUAUGUUCAUAUAAGCCAUUAAAUAUUGUGUACAAAGUUUUUUAAUUGUUGAAUCGAUUUUACAAAUAUGAUUAUAUAUAUAUAUAAACACACACACACACACACACACACAUACGCAUAUACUAUGUAAAUAUAAAAUUGUAGGUAAUGGUUUCAACGGAUACAUACUGUAAAUUUUAUUUGCACAUCUGAUAAGAAAUUAAACUAUUUAAUUAAAUUUUGUUUAUUUCAAAAAGAAGUCAAUUGAAUCGAGAUACAAUAUGUAUGAUCUGUUUUAUUGCUUUUGAUUAUACGUUAGAUCAUAUUUAUUCAUAAGAAUUGGUAUAUAUAUAUAUAUAUAUAUUUCAAUGAAAUAGAAAAAUUUGGGAGUUUAUAAAAUGGACGAGAUAAAUUCAAAACAAUAUUGUUAUUGUAAUAAUAAAUGUUUGCACUUUUUCCACAAGAAUACGUGAAUGAUGUAUAUAGAAGAAAUCUGAAAGAUCAUUAAAAUGAUCCUUGGAAAGAUCUAUAUCUUAGUCUCAAUGAAAUGUUCAAACUUGUAGUAGAGUUAGAAUAGAGUAGAGGAGAGAAAAGAAGAGAAUUUGCGAUUCUUUUUUUUUUUAGAAAUAUUCGAAUGUCAAUGAUGGAAAAAGACGUAGUACUCUCUCAGCGAAAAGGACGGCUGCUCGAAUGAACAAUAAUCUUACAAACAGCGGAAUACCUUUGAGAUCACCCCACUACUCCUUGACUUGUGACUUGAAGAAUAAUACUGAUUUUACCCAAAGGACGUUCCGAAGAGUCACUGGGCGGAGAAACGAGAGCGAAAGAGGAAAAAAAGAAGCCGACGAGAGAUCACGAGCCGAACACAAUUGUCGGCGGACUACUUCAAACGUUCACCGUUCCUCAAUAUGUUUAUUUGCUCAACGUCAAAUUUACUUCUGAAAAAGAAGAGGGAUUUCGAAUCGAUCGGUCGUACUCUGUAUUUAUCUUAAAAAAAAAAAAAAAGAAAAAAAAAGAAAAAAAAUAAAUAAAUAAAUAAAAAAUAAAAAGGCGAUAUCUUUGAAACAUUGCGCACAAAACGUUUCGAAAACUUUCCAAGGACAUGUAAUUAUGUAAGUACACAAUUAAUUACAACAAUAAAUAUCUUGCUUUUUUUAA
Molecule: messenger RNA, 2932 nt
Organism: Vespa crabro (European hornet)
Lineage: Eukaryota; Metazoa; Arthropoda; Insecta; Hymenoptera; Vespidae
Product: zinc finger protein 717-like
Exons: 6
Coding region: 78-1640 (520 amino acids)
Biological process (GO): regulation of transcription by RNA polymerase II
Cellular component (GO): nucleus
Molecular function (GO): DNA-binding transcription factor activity, RNA polymerase II-specific; RNA polymerase II transcription regulatory region sequence-specific DNA binding
Source: RefSeq, a predicted model, not a curated record